GGCUCAGGGAUCUACACUCACCGAACCCGUAGCGCGUCCCGUAGCGCGUUCAUUUAUCUUCUCCGCGGCCGCGCCGGCGCCGUGGGCAGACAUGUGGAGUGCACGCGGGGCGUAGGCGGACGAGGCGUCGCCAUGUGGCCGCCUCGCGAAGAGGCGAUCACGUGGACGUACCGCAUGCCUCUGGUGCAACCGGCGAUCACCAUCCUGCUGGCCGCAGUGGGCUGCGCCGGGCUGCUCCAGGCGCCGCAGGACAGGGAGGCUGCAGCCUUCGGUGAGUGGCCGGGCUGGAGGCGUUCGGUGACGCCACGGAGGGGCAGUCACACCGCGGCCACCCCAAGGAGAGCCGCGCAGGAGCAGCUCCCCACGGACGCGGAGGACUGGUCGCGCUGGUCGGACGAUCGGUACGUGGACAGCAGCGACUCGCAGCCCGCCUGGGAGAAUGAGAAGGCCAUCUGCGACGUGGUUCUCGAGGAGGACGACAGCGGCAAGCGAGUCUGUGGGCCUCAGGUCAUCAUCGGCGGAGCCAUGAAGUGCGGCACGAACACGUUGGCGAGCCCUGC
This is a messenger RNA of Prorocentrum cordatum, 560 nucleotides long. NCBI's taxonomy places the organism in Eukaryota, Dinophyceae, Prorocentrales, Prorocentraceae. The record is from the annotation of a GenBank genome assembly.